GGAAGCCGGCGCUCGCUCGUCAUGUUGGAGUUGCUGUUCGGUUUGGUGUGGUUUGCGGGACUCGUGUGCGGCCAGAAUGAGACAGAGCCCAUCGUCCUGGAGGGCAAGUGCCUGGUGGUUUGUGACUCGAAUCCCACCUCGGAUCCUACAGGGACUGCACUCGGGAUUUCCGUGCGAUCCGGCAGCGCCAAGGUGGCUUUCUCAGUGAUCAGGAGCACCAACCACGAGCCCUCGGAGAUGAGCAACAGGACCAUGAUUAUAUACUUUGAUAAUAUACUAGUGAAUGUGGGUUCUAAUUUUGACUCGGAGAGAAGCACCUUCAUAGCGCCACGCAAAGGAAUUUACAGUUUUAACUUUCACGUGGUAAAAGUGUAUAACCGGCAAACGAUCCAGGUGAGCCUGAUGCUGAAUGGAUGGCCGUUGAUUUCAGCCUUUGCAGGAGAUCAGGAUGUGACAAGAGAGGCUGCUAGCAACGGAGUGUUGACCCAGAUGGAAAAGGGAGACCGAGCCUACCUUAAAUUAGAACGAGGAAACCUAAUGGGAGGGUGGAAAUACUCAACUUUCUCUGGAUUCCUGGUGUUUCCGCUUUAAGUGAAAGCAACGUUGUUUUUUUUUCCUGAACCCUAUACUGUCACAGGAGGGUUGAUAACUUUUUAUUUUCCCAACAGCGCAAACGCGUCCCAGAGCUAGACAGAAAAAUCAAAGGGACAGUAUCCCAUUUGGUAGUCUGUAUUCAUAAGCAACUAAUUCAAUGCAUUUCAAUUCAUUCAGAAUAUAUCGCAUAUCUAAUAUACGAACUAGGUCGACGGUCACUUUUUUAAAAAAAAGUACGUGAAACAGUUACCAUUACACAAUAAAUUGGACAUUUUUCAUUUUAGAAAUGGAAAGUUUUAUUUUAGAAAGUACAACCCUGUAACUUAAUUUUCACAGCAUUAGCGUUACAGCCUGGACAGGCUGCCAAAUCGAGAAUACUGUCUGAUACGUUUGUCAGGAACAGCUCUGUUAGGUCUGGUUGCCAAAACGAUACUAUCUCUUCAAAAGUGUAUGAAAGCAGAACAAAUGCUUACUUAUGCCUGUAUAUGUCUGCUAUGCGGAAUUUUAGAGACGGUUGCAGCCCCAAACGCAGCAUUUAUUCUGUUUCUUUAUUCGCCCUUGUAUUUCUACACCCUAUAGAUACAGUAUUGUCAAUUCCGUUAAAGAAGGUUAACAGUCUAUAUAACCAAGCAUAAACCUUAUAACGGAAUUCUGGUGAUUUUGAUCUAGCCAACAAGGGCUGUUAGUUGUGUUUCAGUAUUUCGGUGUAUCCUGAGUUUAUUCUGUGGAGGCUGCUAUGCGUUCUGAUGCAUAUCUGUCGUUUUUGUUCCAGUAUAAUGUGGCCAUAUUGAACGGCAGAAAUAUAAUGAAAAGUUUAUCACUGUAAUAUAUGUGUGAAUAUUUAUAAAAUUGAAUUUUGCUUUAUUUCAAUAAAUUUUAAAUGUAACUUUUAUUUUUGUUAACCAGAAAUCAUGGUUGGUAUGCAUAUUUUAUUCUGACGAGACAGCUGAGAGUUCACACUGAAACAAGUCACAAAGGGAGAUAGCAAGAAUUGCAGAUGCUGGUGUCAGAGCCAGUACAGUGUGGUGCCGGUGGAACACGGUAGGCUAGGCAGCAGAGGAGUAGGAAAGUUCUGAAGUGACCCGACCCGAAAUGUCGGCUUUCCUACUCCUCGGAUGCUGCCCAAGCCGCAAAGGGAAAUAGAUUCCGCCGGAUUGUUCUAAAAUAUCAGGACAAUGUUUAGUCACCGCCGAGAUCCAUUCAGGAAAUCGGUUUGAUAGAAGAAAACACACAUUUGCAGAGCGAAAUUAGUCCUAUAUAUGCUGUGGAGAUAUUUUGUGCCAAGGUCACACCUAUUUGUGUGCUCCAGCAUUCAGUAAUUUAGACAUUUCUUGUGUAAACGCUAUAAUUCAACUCAUUGUUACUGCUUGUGUAGAAGGUGAAGACUGGCGCAUGACUGUUUGGUGUGCGUAGUAAUCACCGUCACAAUCCGCCUCGGUGUGAUGACCAGCGUAUUUGAAAACAAUAAGAGUUGUUUCUUUAAAACAAGUGUCCUGUUCUCCUGGUGAAUAGGAACAGGUACUGAAUUACAUUUAAAUUUCCUAUUUUGAUAGGAUCUCGUGGACUGUGCGUUAGUGCAGUUUAAAUUGUCUUUACUUUGGUUUAAAUCCACGACUUUUGCUAAACGUGCGGUAGCAUGGUUUUAAGGAGCCCGCAAUUGUCUUCACUCAUUUCAGCUCAUUUGUGCUACAUUGACACACGAUAGUCUUCAUAUUGAAUUAACAAGCUUUUAAAAAGCAGUGGCCGUUUUGCAGAAGUACUUGACUUUGCUUCAAUUUGCAGAAUAUAACCAAAUCUCGAUAUUCUAUCCUAAGAUUAUUCAAUUUCAGUUUGAUCUAGUUGAAAGGAACCGUUAUUUAAACGCGAAUUCGGACUCAGCAAUAAUUUGUAUGUUUAUUUUCCUCACCAUCAGGUCUGGUUGUAUUUGUAUAGUUGACUUGAAGCCACACCUAUUCUAAGUUGUUACCAUGCGAAAAAAAAUCCAGAAGUAGAAGCUGACAUUACAUUCAUCAACCUGCCAAGACUUGUUUUGAUUAAGAUUUUUUGAUGUGAACUCUGUCACGUGUUCAUGCCAGUGUUUUAAAAAAAUCAGAGACAGGACUGGGAGCACCAGGCCUGACUGCGGUUAAUCUGAGUAACUCCCAACUCACUGCUGCAGUGAACAGCUUAAUUAGCUCCUGUGGGGAAAAUUAACACUUACAUAAUCAAAGAUGCAGUAUUUGCAGCUGUAUUAAUAGGAAAAACCUGAUCUCCGCAUAAUCACCACUUGGAAGCAUAGUUAAUUUAUUUGAGAUGAAUAGGAUUCUGCUUUGAUGAAUAGCAUAAUUCCGUUCUGAUUUUACUCCUUUUUUUCCUCUAUUUGGCUGUGAUCCGCUGGAUUUAGGAGGCGUCUCAAUUUCUCGAUAGUGCCGACGAGGGUCUUAAGCAAACUGCAGUGCGUUGCUUUAGAUUCUAGCUGCACCGCUGUUCCAACUUCAGGGUUUUUCCUCAGACGUAUAAGCGUCCGGAGGGGGGAGAGAAAGAGUCGGGAGUCACCCGAUGAUGUACUGAAUCAUUUACCACGCCGGUGGCCCACAACCCGUGCACCUGUAGAACAGCUGCGAUUGGAGACGUCUCAAAUUUCAAUCCAAGUUUUAGCCAGCCCGCCACUGAGUUCGCUCGAGCGUUGCCUUUUCCCUGCCGAUCAGAGCAAUUUCAUCGUUAAAGUUUAUUCUUUGUUUCUUUUAACCGUUAACAGGUAAAUGCAGUUUCAUCCCCAAACCCUGUCUGGAAGCUAGGUCUCUGGUGACAGACGUUAAUAGAAACUUUACAUUGAGUUCAUCAUCCGUUUUUUACAGCCGGGAACCCAGAGAAACGGUGCGCUGUGACUUCUAGUGAACAAAC
Molecule: messenger RNA, 3477 nt
Organism: Stegostoma tigrinum
Lineage: Eukaryota; Metazoa; Chordata; Chondrichthyes; Orectolobiformes; Stegostomatidae
Gene: cbln1
Product: cerebellin 1 precursor
Exons: 3
Coding region: 22-591 (189 amino acids)
Cellular component (GO): synaptic cleft; glutamatergic synapse
Molecular function (GO): protein binding
Source: RefSeq, a predicted model, not a curated record